Oryza sativa Japonica Group (Japanese rice) is the source of this 1166-nucleotide messenger RNA. Lineage: Eukaryota; Viridiplantae; Streptophyta; Magnoliopsida; Poales; Poaceae. The record is from RefSeq and is a predicted model, not a curated record.
CUUCCAUGGGAAGCCAAAGAAGAGGAGAGAAGGAGAGAGAGAGAGAGAGAGACGCCGGCCGUACGCCCUCCUCCUCUAAAUCUCCUCCGAUUCGCACCUCGCCUCGGCGAGAUCGGAUGCCGCUGAGGAGGAGGAGGAGGCGCUACUAAUCCUCUCCGCCCGCCGCGCCGAGGGGAUCUUGGAUCGACGAGGAGGGGGAGGGGAGCAGAUGCGGGCGAGCCGGCCGGUGGUGCACCCGGUGGAGGCGCCGCCGCCGGCAGCUUUGGCGGUGGCGGCGGCGGCGGUGGCGGUGGAGGCCGGGGUUGGAGCAGGAGGUGGAGCGGCGGCGCAUGGCGGGGAGAACGCGCAGCCACGAGGGGUGCGGAUGAAGGACCCCCCCGGGGCGCCCGGGACGCCCGGCGGCCUCGGCCUCCGCCUCGUGCAGGCCUUCUUCGCCGCCGCCGCGCUCGCCGUCAUGGCCUCCACCGACGACUUCCCCUCCGUCUCCGCCUUCUGUUACCUUGUUGCAGCAGCCAUCUUGCAAUGCUUGUGGAGCCUUUCACUAGCCGUUGUUGAUAUUUAUGCACUUCUUGUGAAGCGUUCUUUGCGGAAUCCACAGGCUGUGUGUAUAUUUACCAUCGGAGAUGGGAUCACAGGGACACUAACCCUAGGUGCAGCAUGUGCAUCAGCAGGCAUCACCGUGCUCAUUGGCAAUGACCUGAACAUAUGCGCAAACAAUCACUGUGCAAGUUUCGAAACUGCAACCGCGAUGGCUUUCAUCAGCUGGUUUGCACUUGCACCGUCCUGCGUCUUGAACUUCUGGUCGAUGGCCUCCAGAUGAGGACACAGCUUGUAUUUAGACAUAAUUUUGGGCUGUUUGUCAGCCAGAUCACUCGGUGCAACAGCCAGGAGAAAACGUAGUGCAGCUAAUUAUACUACGACCAAGUUGAUGAAUGCCUGUGUAAUGAAAUUUGGUGUCGAAUUGUUUGUACAAAAUAGGGGAUAGUUUGUUCUGCAAGAGGGUGGUUGUGAAGCUCUGCAAUUUUUUUUUUUUUGAAAACGGCAUGUUUCUUGUAAGAAGCUUUUUGUGAUCUGAAAACACAGAGCUCAACGUGCCGAUUUGUUAUGUCAUUUUAUUAUUCUGAUGUGAUCUUCAUUCCCGAGAAAUAUGCAGUUCACAUUUUGCA